This is a messenger RNA of Syzygium oleosum, 795 nucleotides long. Its product is annotated as ribonuclease 3-like protein 1. The record is from RefSeq and is a predicted model, not a curated record. Lineage: Eukaryota; Viridiplantae; Streptophyta; Magnoliopsida; Myrtales; Myrtaceae.
GUCAUGCAAGAGCAGAUGGAGAAGAAGCAUUCCACCCAAAAAAGCUUCGGCCUUAGAAGUAUGCCUACCAUUGAUCCGCAGCACAUCAUGAACACAAAGCCACAUCUUCAGAACAAGUUGGGUAAAGCCAGCAGCACCAACCAGUACAGGAAGGUGGAGGCAAAACCAACCCCAGUGGAAAAGCAAGCUGAUUCACAGCAAUCACCCAUAAAUCCAGAUUCUUCUUUGAUGUCCCCUGCACUGUGCACGGAGAGCAAGAUCAUCGCCAUCAAGAAAGAGAAGGACACCAGUGAGGCAGAGGCAAGUCCUCUAGGUGAUGCUGAGAGUGGAUCGGCAAAAGCAAAGUUGUAUGAGAUAUGUGCUCGGAACAAGUGGAAGCUCCCUUGCUUUGAGUGCUACAAAGAGGAAGGACCAAGCCACUUGAGACAAUUCUCAUUCAAAGUAAUCACAGAGGUUAAAGAUGAAUCCCGAGUCACAAUAUUAGAGUGCUUUAGUGCACCUAGGUCAAAGAAAAAAGAUGCAGCAGAGCAUGCAGCUGAAGGGGCACUCUGGUACCUGAAGCAUCUGGGGUAUUGUCCGAAGAAAAGGUGAAAAGAAAACAGAGAAAUUGCGAUGGUUUAUUCUUUUUGGUUAGUCGUAUUCUUUUUUUGCUUGCCACUGGAAAUUGUAACUGUGAUGGGGGAUUGCUGUAAUGAUAGGUCUGAGCUCGUAGGAUGGGAAGGUUAAACUGCUUUGUUGUGUAAAUUAUUAAUUCACAAGACUAAUGGAAGUUGUUUAGUUCCUUGGUCCUGCUGG